This is a messenger RNA of Rhineura floridana, 6165 nucleotides long. RefSeq names its product nebulin related anchoring protein (gene NRAP). The record is from RefSeq and is a predicted model, not a curated record. Gene Ontology annotation, molecular function: actin filament binding. Gene Ontology annotation, biological process: cardiac muscle thin filament assembly. Bases 169 to 5364 code for a protein of 1731 amino acids. Gene Ontology annotation, cellular component: Z disc. The transcript has 42 exons. NCBI's taxonomy places the organism in Eukaryota, Metazoa, Chordata, Lepidosauria, Squamata, Rhineuridae.
ACAACAGCUGAGUUUGAAGCAGAAGCUCAGCAAAAGGAAGGCAGAAGUUUUGGAUUGUGGAUUAGCCCAAGUAGACUGGAGUGUGUUUCACAGGAAGGAAAGCAUUUUUAAAGUUGUAAUUUCCUCUGAGAUUUUGAUACUUUUUUAAUUUUCUUGGAAAAUUUCAGGAUGAAUAUUCAGUCUUGUGCCAGAUGUGGCUAUGGGGUUUAUCCCGCAGAGAAGAUUAACUGUAUUGAUCAGACCUGGCACAAAGCCUGCUUUCACUGUGAGGUCUGCAAGAUGAUGCUAACAGUGAAUAACUUUGUUAGCCACCAGAAAAGACCUUACUGUCAAGUGCAUAAUCCAAAAAACAACACAUUCACAAGUGUUUUUGAGACACCAGUAAAUAUAAAUGUGAAAAAACAGACAGAAGCAGUAAGCGAGAUUAAGUAUAGAGAGGAGGGUGAGAAGUUCAAAUCUGUUUUUCACUGGGAUGUGACAUCCAGAGAUAUGGAAGCUGCACGGAAGAUGCAACAGCUAAACAGUCAGAAAGCCUACCAUGCUGCAUAUGAAGAAGGCAAAUCCUGGUACUCGGGAAGCAUCCCAGAUUUGGAAACGGUCAGGAUAGCUCAAGCACAGAACGCUCUCAGUGAUUUGAAAUACACAGAGAAAUAUGACCAGCAGAAGGGAAAAGGCAGCUUUCCUGCUCUGAUCACUCCAGCUUAUCAGAUAGCCAAGAAGGCCUCUCAGCUAUCCAGUAAUGUGGAAUAUAAACGAGGGCAUGAAGACCGUGUUUCCAAAUUCACCAGUGUUGCUGAUACUCCAGACGUACUUCAUACAAAGGUUGGGGGACAGCUUGUGAGUGACUUAAAAUACACAGAAGAGUAUGAACAACAGAGAGGGAAAGGCAGCUUCCCUGCUAUGAUCACUCCAGCUUAUCAGAUAGCUAAAAGAGCUAAUGAACUAGCCAGUGAUGUGAAGUAUCAUCAAAGAUAUGAAAGAGAGAUUAAGGGAACAGCAAGUCAUUCUGUUGGUGACUGGAAAGAAAAUGUGGAACAGUUCAGUCAGGAUUAUAUGGAUGAAUAUGAAGAGCAUAGAGGGAAAGGGAGCUUUCCUGCUAUGAUCACACCAGCAUAUCUCAAUGCUAAGAAGGCAAAUGAACUGGCUAGUGAUAUAAAAUACAAGAAAGACUUUUCAAAGAUGAAAGGGGCAGCCCACUAUCAUUCUCUUACAGCUCAAGAAAACCUAGCUCUUAAACAAGCCCAGGAUGUGAACAAGCUAUACAGUGAGGUGGGAUAUAAGAAGGAUCUGGAGAACAGCAAAGGCCACAGUAUUAACUACUGUGAGACCCCUCAGUUCAGGAACGUUAGCAAGAUCUCAAAAUACACCAGUGAUCUGAAGUACAAAGAGCAUUACCAGAACCAGAAAGGUCAUUAUGAAGGAGUUGGCAUAGACAGACGCACAGCGCAUGCCAUGAAGGUUGGAAGUCUAGCAAGCAAUAUAGCCUAUAAAUCUGAUUACACUCAUGAAGAUGUUGACUACAAUUACCCAGCUACCCUCACUCCUUCAUAUCAGACAACAAGGAAGCUGAUCCCUUUGAAAGAUGUAAAUUAUAAGCAAAGUAUUGACAAGCUGAAAUAUAGCUCUGUUACCUGCACACCUCAGAUCGUUCAAGCAAAAAUCAAUGCACAGCAGCUUAGUGAUCUGAACUACCGAGCCCAGUAUGAGAAAACCAAAACACAUUAUACUUUGCCUCAGGAUGUGCCACAAUUAGUCAAGGCCAAAGCCAAUGCGGAGUUAUACAGUGAGAUUAAAUACAAAGAAGGCUGGCAGAAAAGCAGGGGCCGGGGCUUUGAAAUGAAGUUGGAUUCCAUGUCUUUGCUUGCUGCAAAAGCUUCAGGGGAUCUUGCCAGUGAUAUUAAAUACAAAGAAGAAUAUGAAAAAACAAAAGGCAAAGCAAUGGCAACCAAAGAUUCAAGACUUCUGCACUCUUUACAAGUAGCUAAAAUGAGUAGUGAGAUUGCAUAUAAAAAGGAAUCUGAGAAGAAUAAAGCACAUUUUCACUUACCAAUGGACAUGAUAAACUUAAAGCAUGCCAAGAAGGCUCAGGCUCUGGCCAGUGACCUUGACUAUAGGAAGAAACUCCAUGAAUAUACGGUGGUUCCAGAAGACCUAAAGACACAAUGGGCCAAAAAAGCCUAUGGACUACAGAGUGAGCUUCAGUACAAGACAGAUCUUACAUGGAUGAAGGGAGUUGGAUGGAUAGCAGAUGGGAGCCUCAACAUUGAGCAAGCAAAGAAAGCAGGAGAACUUAUUAGCGAGAAAAAGUACAGACAGAAGGCUGAUGCUCUCAAGUUCACAAGUGUGGCAGACAGUUCCCAGAUCAAACAUGCGAAGAAAAGCCAGGAACUGCAGAGUAAUAUUGCAUACAGGUCAGGAAAAGAAGAAUUUCUUCAUCAUUAUAGCAUCAGCAAAGAUGAGCCACUCUUCAUACAGGCCAGAAUAAAUGCAGCAAAUAUUAGUGAGAAACUGUAUAAAAGUAGUUGGGAGAACCAGAAGGAGAAGGGAUUUGAACUUCAUCUUGAUGCAAUACCGUUUCUGACAGCCAAAGCAAAGAGGGACCUGGCAAGUGAUAUAAAAUACAAGGAAAAUUAUGAGAAGACUAAAGGAAAGUUGAUUGGGGUGAAAGAUGUGAGUGAAGACUCACAAAUGGCUCACUCAUUUAAUAUGUCAAAGAUGCAGAGCGAUCUGGAGUAUAAAAGGGCAUUUGAGAAUGUAAAGACUCAGUAUCAUGUGUCCAUGGAUAUGAUAAAUCUUGUCCAUGCCAAGAAAGCUCAGGAUUUGGCCACUGAUAGAGGAUACAAGACAAUUCUUCACCGUUAUACUGCCUUGCCUACAGAUAUGAAGGUGGAAUGGGCCAAGCGGGUCUAUGGCUUGCAGAGUGAUAACCGAUACAGAGCAGAUUUGAACUGGAUGAAAGGAGUCGGAUGGAUCGCCACUGGGUCAUUAAAUGUGCAGCAGGCUAAGAAGGCAGGAGAACUCAUUAGUGAGAAGAAGUACCGUCAGCAUCCAUAUGCUUUGAAGUUUACCAGUAUUAAAGACACUCCUGAGAUGAUCCAGGCUAGAAUUAGUUAUAACCAGGCUGUGGAUAGAAUAUAUAGGGAACAUGGAGAGAAUGUAAAACAUCAUUACACCCAAACAGCAGAACUUCCUGAGAUCUUUCAAGCUAAACAAAAUGCUCUGAAUAUCAGUGAGACUCGCUACAAGGAAUCCUGGAGCAAGAUGCGAGAUGGUGGUUAUAAACUAAAACUGGAUGCCAUUCCUUUCCAGACAGCAAAGGCUUCUACUGAAAUUAUAAGUGAUUACAAAUACAAGGAGGCAUUUGAGAAAAUGAAAGGACAGAUUAUUGGCUCCUGUGGCUUGGAAGAUAUUAAUAUUUCUCACACAGUGCAUGCAGCUUUGCUACAGAGUGAUGUAAAUUACAAGAAGGAUUUUGGCCUUCAGAAAAACCAGUUCCACCUGCCUUUAGACAUGGUGAAUUUAGUGCAUGCCAGAAAAGCCCAAUCUUUGGUCAGUGAUCAGGAAUACAGACAUUUGCUUCAUGAUUAUACUUCUCUGUCUGAAGAUGUUAGGCUGAGGUGUGCCAAGAAAGCUUAUAAACUACAGAGUGAGAAUUUAUACAGGUCUGACUUGAACUUUAUGAGAGGAGUUGGCUGCAUUACACCAGGGGCCUUAGAGAUUGAAGCAAAGAAGAAAGCUUCUGAACUCAUCAGUGAGAGUAAAUACCGUCAGCAGCCAAAUUCCUUCAAGUACACAUCGGUGACAGACUCUCCUGGCCUUCUUCAUGCAAAAUUCAGCAAUAUGAUUGCUAAUGAGCGCCUCUACAAGGCAGCAGGGGAGGAUACUCUGCAUCACUACACAGUGACUUUGGGUCUGCCUGAAUUUGAAAGGGCAAGAAUAAAUGCCACCAAUCUCAGUGAGGCAAAAUAUAGGGAAUCUUGGCAUAAUCUCUGUGCUCAAGGCUACAAGCUGACAAUGGAAGCAAUCCCUUUCCAGACUGCCAAGGCCUCAAGAGAAAUUGCCAGUGAUCUUCAAUACAAGCAUACCUUUGUGAAGGAGAGAGGAAAGCACAUAGGCGCCAGAAGCAUUAUGGAUGAUACCAAUCUACUGCACUGCUUGUAUGCUGCUAAGCUACAGAGUGAGCAGGAAUACAGGAAAGGAUCCAGGGAUACCAGGUCUCAGUACAACCUGCCUUUGGACAUGGUAAACCUAGUCCAUGCCAGGAAUGCCCAGAACCUAGUGAGUGACCAGGAUUACAGGAAGAGACUGCAUGAAUAUACGGUACUCCCUGAGGACUUGAAGAUGAAGUGGGCAAAGAGAGCCCAUCUGUUGCAGAGUGAGUUUCGCUACAAAUCAGACCUGAACUUCAUGAAGGGGGUUAGCUGGGUGGCUCUGAGAUCCCCUCAGAUAGAAAAUGUAAAGAAGGCUGGAGAACUCAUCAGUGAGACAAAGUAUCGUCAGAAACCAGAUAGUCUGAAGUUUACCACAGUGACUGACUCUCUGGACUUCACCCACGCUAAGAAUAGCUACAUUCAGUGCAAUGAAAGGCUAUACCGAGCUGGACACUUGGAAUCCAUGCACAGAUAUACUCUGCCCCCUGACCACCCUGACUUUACAAGGGCACGUCUCAAUGCACUCCAUAUCAGUGAUAAACUUUAUAAAACAUCUUGGGAGCAGACACGGGCAGCUGGCUAUGAUUUCAGACUGGAUGCCAUCCCUUUCCAGACAGCUAAAGCUUCCAGAGAAAUUGCCAGUGAUUUCAGAUACAGAGAGGCCUUUCUGAGGGAUAGGGGUCAACAGAUUGGAUUUCGCAAUGUAAAUGAUGAUCCCAGAAUGAGGCACUUCCUCAAGAUGGGCCAUCUCCAGAGUGACAACCAAUACAAGCGGGACUGUGUCAGAAACAGAGCACAGUUCAAGAGUCACAUUGACCAGCCAGGAUUUAUCCAUGCAAAGAAAAGUCAACAGUUGAUAAGUGAUGUCAACUACAGGCAGCACCUGCAUCAAUAUACCUGUGACCCAGAACAGUUGAAUCUAAAGCAUGCCAAACAAGCCUACAAACUCCAGAGUGAUGUCAAAUACAAAUCCGAUUUGAACUGGAUCAGAGGCAUUGGCUGGACCCCUCCAGGUUCUUACAAAGUGGAAAUGGCCAGAAGGGCUGCUGAACUGGCAUAUGCUCAGGAACGGGAACCUCAAGAAACUUUAGAUCAGUUCAAUCUGAAAAAUGAGCAGACAACAGGAGAAGGAUCCCAACAAGCCAGAAUCAAUCCUGAUGCAGCAGAGAUUCUGCAAGUCAAGCGGAGAAAAAUGCAGUUAAUUAAGAAAUGAACUGAAACCCAGACAUCUGUUGGAGGGAAAUGCAUAUGUUUUUCUUUGCUUGCUCUGCAAGUGAUGUAGUUACUUUGACCCCCUCCCCACCACCAUCCAAGAAACAUAAAGGACAGCAUCAAAGCCAUUGGUUUUGUUAAAAGAAAAAAACAACUAAUGCUGCACAAGGAAUUUAACACUGUUAUUUUAUUUUUUUGCAUGGAUAUUCUAAGUGAUUUUUAAGUGUAUGUAUUAUGAAAUUUAGUAUUUAUUUAAGAGAGCAAAUGAAAUUAGUACUAGAUGACUGGCAGGCUCAGCUUUGUACUAAAAAUGAAUGAACAUGACUUGUUGAAAAUAAAAUUAUUUGUAUUGAAAGUAAAUUUUUGGAAUAACUUUCCAUAAAUAAUUUGUUUGGGUAUUUUAAUGAUAGUUUCUUGGUUUAUGGGUACAACUGAUGAAAUUCAGCUUUCCUUUGUUUCCUGAAUUCCUUUGUAUUUGAGCAUUCUAAAGUGGCCUUAUCAUCUGUGUGAUCCUUGAUAAUUUUAUCAUCCUUGAAUGGGUGUGUAAGAACAAGUAAAAAGGGAGAUGGAAUGGUGGUCUCAUGUGUCAUCGUAUGUGGAUGAGAAUCAGUAGACAAAUGUGUGACUGAACGUCCAUGAAUGGAACAUAAAAGUUGCAAGUAAUGUUUGCAGGUAGAGUGGUAGAUUUGGACUAGCGAGCCCCAGGUUCAAAUUCAGACUUGGUUAUUAAGCUCAUGGAGUUAUAUUGGGCUAAUCAAUCCUCACUCAGCCUAACUAAUCUUACUCAUUUGUCAAGGUAAAA